Messenger RNA from Chelonia mydas (Green sea turtle), 2028 nucleotides. RefSeq names its product Rho GDP dissociation inhibitor gamma (gene ARHGDIG). NCBI's taxonomy places the organism in Eukaryota, Metazoa, Chordata, Testudines, Cheloniidae. Gene Ontology annotation, biological process: Rho protein signal transduction. Bases 216 to 893 code for a protein of 225 amino acids. Gene Ontology annotation, molecular function: Rho GDP-dissociation inhibitor activity; protein binding. The record is from RefSeq and is a predicted model, not a curated record. The transcript has 6 exons. Gene Ontology annotation, cellular component: membrane; cytoplasm; cytosol.
UGGGGCUGGCGCGGCGCGGGGGGGAGGCGGCCGCACGUCUCCGGCCGGCGCGGCGCGGCACGGCACGGCACGGCGCGGCUCGCACUCCGGCUGCGCGCGGCUCGCCCACCGGCCGCUCCCCCGCAGCAGGCUCGGGCUGGCGGCCUGGGGCUCGCAUGGCCCCGUGACUCUCCCCCCCGCGGCGGCGACCCCCUUCGGCUGGCUCGGGCGGCACCAUGCUGGGCUCGGACGCGUGCGAGUUCGGCGGGCAGCUGCUGGAGCUGCUGCGGCUGGCGGUGUGCGCCCGAGAUAUCAUGGCAGACAAGGACGGUGUGACGCCUCCCCUGGAGGAGGAGAUGGAUGACGUGGACUUGGCGUACAGGGCCCCGGAGAAGAAGACCCUCCAGGAGAUCCAGCAGCUGGACAAGGACGAUGAGAGCUUGAACAAAUACAAGCGGGUGCUGCUGGGGCCCAUCCCAGUGGGUGUCGAUCCCAGCAUGGCUAACGUCACCUUGACGAGACUGACUCUGCUGUGUGACCAGGCCCCAGGGCCCAUCACCAUGGACUUAACAGGGGAUCUGGAGGCGCUGAAGAGCCAGUCAUUUGUGCUGAAGGAAGGGGUGGAUUACAGAGUGAAGAUCUCGUUCAAGGUGAACAAGGAGAUUGUCUGUGGCCUGAAAUAUUUGCAUCACACCUACAGGAAAGGCUUGAAAGUGGAUAAAGACGUCUACAUGAUGGGCAGCUAUGGGCCCCGUGCUGAGGAGUACGAGUUCCUGACCCCCGUGGACGAGGCCCCCAAGGGUGUGCUGGUGCGGGGUACCUACCACAUCAAAUCCUUCUUCACUGAUGACGACAGAACGGACCAUCUCUCCUGGGAGUGGCACCUCUGUAUAAAGAAGGACUGGAAGGAUUGAAGCCCUCCCCUCCUCCCCACCCUCCCCCAUCCAGACUCUAACUUUAACAUGAAUUAGGGGCAAAGGAGCCUUACUGCAAACACAACGGCUCUGGGGCCUCUUCCCGGGCCUCGCCAAGUCAGGCAGCCGAACAGGGCACCAUGCCCCCCAGCUCUAGUGCUUUUCUCCCCUCUGCAGCCGCGUCCCCCACCAUAGUACAUUACCCCAAGCAGGCGUCUGUGUCAGUCCCUCCCCUGCCUACUCCCCGCUCUGUGCCUGUCCUUACUAGACUCUGCUGCUGCCCAGUGGGCCCCUCUUGGUGCUGAGCCCAGCUCCCCUCAGCGUGGCACAGGGCUCACUGUGUCCCCAGCUGCGGGUAUUAGGGCCUCCUGCCACUUUCACAAGGUUCUUCCAGACAGCUGCUCCCAAAGAUCAUCCCCCCCUCCCCCUUGCCACGGGGAGGUCUCGUGUCUCAGCGUUAGCCUUGCACUGCUGGCAGGGUGCCUUGCAUCAGCCUUGUGGUGCCCUGGGGGAGCUCCCUGAGUCUGUGCCCUGCUGAGAAGCAGCUGGAGGGUUUACUGGCUUAGCCCAGCCCCCCCCAGUGAUGGCUGUGUAUGUGAAGUCCCCGUCUGUCUGCCUCUUGACAUCCCGGCGGGAGCUCCUGUGCCACCCUCAGCCUGGAGCUCUGUGCUGCCCAUUCUGGCCAUGCCAGCUUGCCUCACUCCACUCAUUGCAAGCUCUCCCCUUGCCACACAACCAGCCCCAGCCUCUAACAAAGCCCAGGGCCCUUUGCAUUUGAUUCACAUGAAGGUGGGCUCACCCUUUGGGGCUUGGACUCCCAGGGCGGGGUCAGCGUUAGUUUUCAUUACUGGGGGGUAUUCUGAAUACUUACUCUGUCCAGCAUUUCCGCCGCUGGCUCUGUAGUGAGUGAAUGGGUUGUAGCUCUGGGUGAGGGUGUCCCGGUUGUGUAAGGGGCUGUGACAGUUCACAACCCUGCGCCUGUUGGCCCCAUGGCCCGCGCUCUGUGCUGGGCCAGCGUGGUCCUGAAGGGUGCCCCGAACGCGGCUGUACUUGCCCUUCCUCACCUGUCCCGCUGAUACCCCUGGCUGUGUUCUUAGUCAUUACCAUUAAACGUAACCGCCCUCUCUUUGACUUA